AUGGCUCCUCCUACUAUUGCUGCUAGUCAUAAAGCAACAGUGUGCAAAGCUACCACUGAUGGUUCAAGCCUGGAACUCCAGGCAGAGGCCGACCUCCUCAAGAACGCAGCCGCGGCCCAGGAGCGCGUUCGCCUCGCCGCCGCCGCUCUGGACAAAGAGCGCGCGCAGGCGGACGCCCUGGAGCAGCAAGCAGCGACCGUCCAGGAUCGCAUCCGCAGUGAAUCCCACCGCGACGACGACUACGACGACGACACCCGCUCCCUCUCAUCUGAAGCAGCAGCCAUCGCUCACCUGCAUAGUCAGGCUGCCGCCGUGCAGAACAUCAAGAACCUGAUCCCGAUCGUCCUCGAUCUUCAGGCUUCCAACUACUCCAAGUGGCGCGGCUACGUCCUCCUCAUCCUUGGCCGUUUUGCCCUGAAAGAUCACGUCCUCUGCGACGACUCCCGCCCCUACGAUCCGGCAUGGUCUCGCAUGGACUAUGUGGUUGUCUCCUGGAUUUUCAACACCAUCUCCCCCGACCUGCUGGACGUCGUCCAUGAGCGGGACGGCAUCACCGCUCGGGGGGCAUGGCUUGGGCUGGAACAACAGUUCCUGAACAAUCGCGAGUCUCGCGCCAUGCUACUCGACGCCGAGUUCCGCACUCUCUGCCAGGGUGCUCUCUCUGUCGACGACUACUGCCGCAAAAUGAAGACCAUGGCCGAUGCGCUUGCUGAUCUUGGCGAGCCCAUCCAGGACCGCACCCUCGUGCUGAACAUCCUACGCGGCCUCAAUGAACGCUUCCAGUUCAUGUCACAACUCAUCUCUCGGUAG
Molecule: messenger RNA, 810 nt
Organism: Sorghum bicolor (sorghum)
Lineage: Eukaryota; Viridiplantae; Streptophyta; Magnoliopsida; Poales; Poaceae
Exons: 2
Coding region: 1-810 (269 amino acids)
Source: RefSeq, a predicted model, not a curated record